AUAGAAAGACCCUACCUCAAAUUGUAGGCCAGCGAAGAUGCUGCUGGAGUUGUCUGAGGAGCAUAAGGAGCACCUGGCCUUCCUGCCUCAAGUGGACAGCGCGGUGGUCGCCGAGUUUGGGAGGAUUGCUGUGGAAUUCCUGAGGCGCGGCGCAAACCCAAAAAUCUACGAAGGCGCCGCCAGAAAACUCAAUGUGAGUAGUGACACUGUCCAGCAUGGUGUGGAAGGAUUAACGUAUCUCCUCACUGAGAGCUCAAAGCUCAUGCUUGCAAGUAGAAGUCUCAGGCAACAGAUUAAACCAGCAGUGACUAUAAAGCUACACCUUAAUCAAAAUGGAGAUCACAACACCAAAGUUCUACAAACAGACCCAGCCACUCUGCUCCAUUUGGUUCAACAACUGGAACAAGCAUUGGAAGGGGUGAAGACAAAUCGCUGUAGGAGAGUUGUUCGCAACAUCAAGUAGUGCCAGUUUUAAGGCCCAAGUGGUUGCUGCCAACAUGGGCAAAUUCAUGAAACCUGGGAAGGUGGUGCUUGUCCUGGCUGGACGCUACUCUGGACGCAAAGCUGUCAUCAUGAACGUUGAUGAUGGCACCUCAGAUCGCCCCUGUAGCCGCACUCUGGUGGCUGGAAUUGACCACUAACCCUGUAAAGUGAUAGCUGCCAUGUGCAAGAAGAAGAUCGCCAACAGGUCAAAGAUCAAGUCUUUUAUGAAAGUUUAUAACUACAAUCACCUAAUGCCCACAAGGUACUCUGUGGAUAUCCUCUUGGACAAAACUGUCGUCAAUAAGGAUGUCUUCAGAGAUCCUGCUCUUAAAUGCAAGGCCUGACAAGAGGCCAAGGUCAAGUUUGAAGAGAGAUACAAAAUAGGCAAGAACAAGUGGUUCUUCCAGAAGCUGCGGUUUUAGAUGCUUUGUUUUGGUCAUUAAAAAAUAAAAA
Messenger RNA from Cebus imitator (Panamanian white-faced capuchin), 936 nucleotides. RefSeq names its product COMM domain-containing protein 2-like. Bases 38 to 463 code for a protein of 141 amino acids. Lineage: Eukaryota; Metazoa; Chordata; Mammalia; Primates; Cebidae. The transcript has a single exon. The record is from RefSeq and is a predicted model, not a curated record.